This is a messenger RNA of Labrus mixtus (cuckoo wrasse), 3340 nucleotides long. RefSeq names its product LIM domain binding 1a (gene ldb1a). The coding region runs from base 132 to 1187 and encodes 351 amino acids. Gene Ontology annotation, biological process: nervous system development; negative regulation of transcription by RNA polymerase II; positive regulation of transcription by RNA polymerase II. The transcript has 11 exons. Gene Ontology annotation, cellular component: nucleus; transcription regulator complex. NCBI's taxonomy places the organism in Eukaryota, Metazoa, Chordata, Actinopteri, Labriformes, Labridae. Gene Ontology annotation, molecular function: LIM domain binding. The record is from RefSeq and is a predicted model, not a curated record.
GUACCACUCCCUCUAAUCUCUCCACCCCUCUGCCUGUCUUGUUUUCUCUCAGAGUUGGCCCAUGCGAGCAGCAGCAGCGCGUGGACUGAGUGCAGCUGUUUCGUUCCGAGCAGAGCCCAACAUGUGAGAAGAUGUCUGUUGGAGGUUGUGCUUGUCCCGGCUGUUCGUCAAAGUCAUUCAAGCUGUACUCUCCUAAGGAGCCCCCAAACGGCGGCAGCUUUCCCCCCUUCCACCCAGGCGCUAUGCUGGACAGAGAUGUGGGGCCCACACCCAUGUACCCACCGUCAUACAUGGAGCCUGGAAUGGGGAGACCCACACCGUACGGGAACCAGACAGAUUACCGGAUAUAUGAGCUGAACAAACGGCUACAGAAUUGGACAGAGGACUGUGACAAUCUCUGGUGGGAUGCGUUCACCACAGAGUUUUUUGAGGAUGACGCCAUGCUUACCAUCACUUUCUGUCUGGAAGAUGGACCCAAACGAUAUACCAUCGGCAGGACGUUAAUCCCGAGAUACUUUCGAAGUAUUUUCGAGGGGGGUGCCACAGAGCUGUUCUACGUUUUGAAGCAUCCGAAGGAGUCCUUCCACAGUAACUUUGUGUCUCUGGACUGUGACCAGUGCACCAUGGUGACCCAGAACGGCAAACCCAUGUUCACACAGGUUUGUGUGGAGGGGCGCCUGUACCUAGAGUUCAUGUUUGACGACAUGAUGAGGAUCAAGACUUGGCACUUCAGCAUCAGACAACACAGAGAGGUCCUACCAAGGAGCAUAUUGGCUAUGCAUGAUCCUCAGAUGCUCGAUCAGCUGGCUAAGAAUAUCACCAGAUGUGGGCUGUCGAACUCAACGCUCAACUACCUCCGUCUAUGUGUGAUAUUGGAGCCAAUGCAAGAGUUGAUGUCCAGGCAUAAGACCUACAGUCUGAGCCCCAGAGACUGCCUGAAGACCUGCCUCUUCCAAAAGUGGCAAAGAAUGGUAGCCCCUCCAGCUGAGCCAGCCAGACAAGCUCCAAACAAGCGACGGAAAAGAAAGGUGUCCGGUGGAAGCACCGUGAGCUCCGGUGGAGGCAACAAUAACAACAGCAACAGCAAAAAGAAGAGUCCAGCAAACAGCUUUUCACUCUCCAGCCAGGUACCUGACCUGGUUGGAACAAAAACCUGUACAGUGCCGGAGCUUGAGGACCGGAGUUGAGAACCACAACGCUAAAUCUUACACACAAACACACACACACACGCAUACACACACACACACAUACACAUUGAAACACACCCAGAAGAGUGCACACACUCACCUACACCCACAGCAUAAAACAUUGAGGUACUGGAGACAGGUGGUAAGAAGUGUGUAUUCAUUUUCUAUGUUUUAGACUUGUUUUGAAUUUUUUUUAUUUUUGUAAACAAUUUCUAAGAAAUAAAACAGACAAGCAAGCAAGCAAACAAAAACACCCCAGAAUAUCCUUUGCACUGUUUUCCACGUUUAACUCCAAUCUAUUUUUCUUAUGAAUUGACGGUGUCCUUUUUUCUUUUCUAUUAUCGCUAAUGUAAGAACUGUAAAACAUCAGAAACCUGCAGUAUAUUAAUGUAUAAGUAUUGCUGUUAAAUCAUUCUUCUUGUGAUGGUUAUAACUUUCAUGUAAGUCUGUGCUUGAUAUAAUGUCAUCCAUCUGUGUCCGACACCACACUGUCACCAGGUGCAUUGGCUUCAGUGCUAGAACACAAGUUUGGGAGAACAAGGUGAGGGUUUUAAAAACUGUACUACAUCUCCAAAGCAGCACACUGAAAACCUCUCUCCCCCUCACUAUAUUUCCAUCCCACACCUGUUUGGAUCUGUCAAAUGUCAUCGCAGAACUGUUUACUUUGUCUUGAAAUCUCUAUCUGGGGGUCCUCAUUAAAGAAAACUUCUCAAAUUUGCUACUCAAAAAAAAAAAUAUUUUAAAAAGUUUUGACAGGAUUGUAAAAUAAAAAAAAAAGACUUUUGUAUUAACUUAAGUUUCCCAGAAAAGUUUUUAAUCACAAUUAAGAAAGCUGCAGACCAAGGAGCUCCAUGUAAAGACUCUUUAGAUAUUGAUUACUCUGUGCUCGUUUUAUGUUUUAUGAAGAAUCAUUUGUUGGCUUUACUCCUCAUGUUUGUGUCUGUGAUUGUAUAUUUUUAGGUAGUCAUUUCUGUAAAAGUUAUUCUAUGUAUUCCUCCCUAGAACUAUGAGAAACUCAAAUCUAAUGUAAAGAGAUGAAAAGCCUCCCUAAAAGUUUUUUUAAACGUGAUUUUUAAUGGUACAAUCACUGAUACAAGAAUUUUGCCCUCAUGUUAGCAAACUGUAUUUAUUUUUCUAUGUACUGACAUUCUGUUGAAGUCCAACCCACCUGUACAAUACUCAUGAUAAUAUAUGGAGGAGUUUGUGGGACUGCAGAGUCACAUAAUGCUCAUUAGGGUCAUUCCAUUACUUGUUUUUAUUUAUGACAUGCAGCAUCAAGGUCGUUCUGGCCUGUGUAUUAAAUGGUUCAGUAUUUGACAUUUACGCCUUUCCCUGCCAGUUGACGGCUUCUGCUCUAACUGAAAAAUUACAAGAUCCACUGGAAACAACAAACAAUAACCCCUUUUAGGCAAAGCAUUAGUCAUCCUUUUCUGUGAAGUUGCUCUAUUUUGGGGGUGAGUCAUCCUCUUGAUGAAGAGACCCAGAUACUGGAAGUGUGCCACAAUGGCGCGGCAUUUGUUCAAAUUCACCAAAAAACCUUCAGACCAAAUAGAAAUGGUUUGGUUUUGUAAUGUAUACGAUUGAGGAUUUUCUGAAACAUUUCAAAUCUAUGAAAGAAAAACAGGCUGAACAUUGACCUCACAUUCACCUUUUGCGAAAGGUUUGUUUUUUCAAACUUGUGUUAGAAAAUGUCGCUUAACUCCUGAGCUUCAGCAAGCUCACAGCAUGAACAGUAAUUAGCAGAUUCCCCCACCAGGGGUCUCUCAGAGAAACCAUACAGAGUGUCAGAAAUUCCUCCAUUAUUAUAACUGGCAGAAAUGGCGUCUGUAAAUCCACGCUGAGCUGCAGGCUGUUGUGUGAAAAUCCUUAUUGUCUCUAGAACCUCUAGUCUCCUUUUAAUUGUGGAUCAACUCAGCAGGCCGACGCAGAAUUGAGUCUAGGGGGUAACUUUUCAACGCCCUGUCUUUCCUAAGUUGACUUAAUUUAGGGAAUAAGGGUUUAUGAUAUGUGAGGCAGAACUGGAAUGGCAAUGCACCCAUCGCUGGCUCCUGUAGCACCUCACCAUAGGGGUGAUUUUAUAUCUAUAUUUUUCGCCAGGUUUCUGUCUGAUAAUUCAUGUAUGGUAUCAAUAAAGAUGAAUUUUCACUGAAAAA